AUAUGUUAAAGUGGAAGGCAGGCUUGGAGGUGCAUGACUUUAAUCCUAGCACGCAGGUGGAUCUCUUGAGUUCAACCCCAGCCUGGUCUACAAAGCGAGUUCCAGGAAAACCUGUGCUACACAGAGAAAUCCUGUCUCGAAAAGCAAAACAAGGGGGCGGGGUGUCUUUAAUGGAACAACGUUAUUCCACUGACAAUUCGUCUGGAGUGUCUGACAUUUUAAUUUAUUUAAAUGAGGCAAAAAUGAAACCUCACAAACACAAGGAUGUGAAACUUUGAUGACAAAGUGUCUUGCUUGGUGACAAAGAUCCGUUACCAAAUUAAUAAUUCGGGGUGACGAUGAAAAAUAUCCUAGGCGAAAAAGGGAUCCUCAGAUUUUGGGUCUAAGGCUCAUGAAUGCAAGAAAGGCUGUCCGGAGGGAACACUGGGGGCGUGGGUUGAAUGGAAGCUCAUUAGGGACGCUCGAGCGUUGGUCCACUCAGGAGGGUCCACCAUCGAGUCUCCGCCCCAACCUGGCGUACCUCCCGGAAGCUCAACGGAUAAUUUACUUCCUGUUCCGCUUACUCUUCCGGUCGCCAUGGCGACAGGGCGUCUUGGGGUUGGGGAGACGCUGGAGGCCCUUAACGCAGCUGUAGGGCCUGGUAACCCGGUAUGGUUCAAGGAGACGCACGCCCGGCACCUGCGUGUCCGAGACUUCUUGGCACCGCGCAGUGCGCUACAAGCGCGCUUCAGGGACGGCCAGGUGCCAGAGUGCGUGUUCCAUGCGGUCGCCCGCCUGCAGGGUCCAGGAGUGGCUCCUGUACUGCGCUGCGCGCCGACACCUGCGGGUUUAUCGCUCCAACUACAGCGGCCCGCAGUGUUCCAGCGUGUACUCGGUGCCCUGGCCUCCUACGCUACUCCCGCCAAGCCCGCCUCACCAAGCCGGCGAGUUGUCCUACACUGCCCAGCAUUGCGCUGCAGCCCCGACACACUCCGCCUGAGCCAGCUGCGUGCCGUGCUCGUAGCGGAUCACCUAGCGCGGAUGCUGCGCGCCCAUGGGGUAUGUGUAUGCUUAGUGCCCCCGGUGCGGGAUCCGCACACGUCAAGUUUCCUGCAGAAACUUCGGGUAGACUGGCCCACUGCCUCGAAAAGCACCUCUACCGAAACCCUGAGGACCUGGGUGCUUGCAGAAUGUAAUUCUGCUUCUGAGGAGGAAACACUGCCCCCUGGCGUCCUAGGCCUAGUGUGUCUGAAGAAACUGCUAGAACAGAACCACGCAGCAGGCUAUGACCCCAGCAUAGACAACUGUUUGGUGACUGAAGAUCUGCUUGCUGUGCUGUCUGAGCUGCAGGAGGCUGUGCGCCAUUGGCCAGAGGGUGGCCACCCAGGCCUGGUUGGAGACUCAGAUGCUGGCAUGGCUCGCUGUAUGGUUGUACACGUGGUGAGCUGUGAGGAGGCGUUUCAGCAACAAAAAUUGGAUCUGCUUUGGCAGAAGUUGGAUAACCAGGCUCCUCACAAGCAGAAGCACCUGGUCUGUGGCCCAGUGAAAGUAGCUGGCGCACCUGGCACCCUGAUGACUGCCCCUGAGUAUUACGAGCUCAGGCAUGCUCAGGUGUGCAAGGCCUCAGCACUGAAGCAUGGUGGGGACCUGGCACAAGACCCAGCCUGGAUUGAGACCUUUGAUGUCCUCUCUGUGGCCACCAUCAAAUUUGAGAUGCUAAGCACAGCUCCACAGAGUCAACUCCUCCUAGCCGACAGCACCAUCUCCACAAAGGGCACAAAGAGUGGCACUUUUGUCAUGUAUAACUGUGCCCGCCUUGCGACACUCUUUGAGGGUUAUGACCAUGGAAUGAAACAAGGUCUGUAUCCCACUUUUCCACUUAUCAGCAGCCUGGAUUUCUCACUGCUCCAGGAUGAGGGCGAGUGGCUGCUGCUUUUCAACAGUGUCCUUCCCUUUCUGGACCAGCUGAACCAGACUGUGAGCCUGGCCAGCCCUCCAGGGCUCCACAUCCCUGUUCGCACGGAGAUGGUGUGCAAGUUCCUGGUGCAGCUCAGCAUGGAUUUCAGCUCAUACUAUAACCGAGUACACAUUCUAGGGGAACCUCGGCCACACCUCUUUGGUCAGAUGUUUGCCCGACUACAGCUCCUAAGGGCAGUACGUGAGGUGCUCCACACAGGCUUGGCUAUGCUGGGCCUCCCGCCACUGAGCCACCUCUAAGGACUCAAUAACUAGGAAUGUUUACAAAAAAACAGAACUUCACAGAUGUGGGGCACUUAAAGCCAAAAUAAAUGCAGUUUUCUCCUGUUGUAGAGAGAGGCAUAUUCUUGGUCCGCC
This is a messenger RNA of Acomys russatus (golden spiny mouse), 2313 nucleotides long. It is a transcript of the gene Dalrd3, whose product is annotated as DALR anticodon binding domain containing 3. Gene Ontology annotation, biological process: tRNA C3-cytosine methylation; arginyl-tRNA aminoacylation. Gene Ontology annotation, molecular function: tRNA binding; arginine-tRNA ligase activity; ATP binding. Lineage: Eukaryota; Metazoa; Chordata; Mammalia; Rodentia; Muridae. The record is from RefSeq and is a predicted model, not a curated record. The transcript has 12 exons. Bases 577 to 2196 code for a protein of 539 amino acids.